Molecule: messenger RNA, 1001 nt
Organism: Protobothrops mucrosquamatus (brown spotted pit viper)
Lineage: Eukaryota; Metazoa; Chordata; Lepidosauria; Squamata; Viperidae
Product: probable phospholipid-transporting ATPase VA
Exons: 2
Coding region: 131-829 (232 amino acids)
Biological process (GO): phospholipid translocation
Cellular component (GO): plasma membrane
Molecular function (GO): ATPase-coupled intramembrane lipid carrier activity
Source: RefSeq, a predicted model, not a curated record
UAAAGCAAGCAAAAGAAAUUGGCUCAAUUAAAUGCAGCCUGACACUUCACCCUGGAACAAACCGACUGGAAUAUAGUUUGUGUUUAAUUCUUUAAGUGUAGCUUUAAAGGGGCAGGAAGAUGUCAAGGAAAUGUGCUCAAUAACAUUCCUACGGGAUAUACUUUGGUUCAGAAGACCGUGCUGCCAGAGUGUUGUCUCAGAGUCUGAGAGUGUGGAAUCUGUGACGAGAAGGAAAGGGGAAAAGAAUGAAGAAACUAAACGAGUUGUGCUGUCGAACUUGCCCUUUGAAGCCAAGUGGAAAGAAAAUCCAAAUAGACGUCAUGCAGGCAACAAAAUCAAGACCACCCGAUACACAUUCUUGUCUUUUAUCCCUAAAAAUAUUUUUGAACAGUUUCACCGCUUUGCCAACGUAUAUUUUGUGGCCAUCGUUGUUCUUAAUUUUGUGCCAGUAGUAAAUGUUUUUGAGCCAGGAAUAUCUGUGUUGCCCGUUUGUGUUAUAAUGGCCAUCACUGCUCUUAAAGAUGCUUGGGAAGACUUCCGGAGAUACAAGCUGGACAAGGAGAUCAAUAGCAUGUGCUGCCUAGUAUACAACAGGAGCCAAAACAGCUACAUUGAGAAGUGCUGGAAAGAUGUUCAAGUGGGAGACUUUGUGCAGCUGCAAUGCAAUGAGGUCAUUCCUGCUGAUAUUCUACUGCUCUACUCCUCUGAUCAGAACAGGAUCUGUUACUUGGAGACUGCAAAUCUUGAUGGUGAGACCAACCUUAAACAAAGACGAGUUGUGAAAGGCUUCUCCCAUCAGGUAAGCAACUUUCCUCUCUUUCCUUGGUAGAGGAGAAGAGGAUCACCACCACCUUUAGUGAUGGAAGGGUACAGUUGGGCCCGGGUUUCACAUAUAGAGACAGAGGUAUUCUCAGUAUGUUUCAGAAUUUGAAACCUUUGAUUAUUUCAGUCAAGAUUAGGAAAUUAAAUCAUUAAUUCUAACCCUCCCUACCUUCUUUUUC